This is a messenger RNA of Odobenus rosmarus divergens (Pacific walrus), 1661 nucleotides long. RefSeq names its product ADP-ribosylation-like factor 6 interacting protein 5 (gene ARL6IP5). The transcript has 3 exons. The record is from RefSeq and is a predicted model, not a curated record. Lineage: Eukaryota; Metazoa; Chordata; Mammalia; Carnivora; Odobenidae. Gene Ontology annotation, biological process: negative regulation of transport. Gene Ontology annotation, cellular component: membrane. Bases 303 to 869 code for a protein of 188 amino acids.
GCCAUCUCGCUUCACACUGGGGAUUUGCGCUCGUUUCUUUCUAUUUCAUCUCUAUUUUGCACUCUUCCCCUUGCUCUGUCGCGAGGCCCCACUUUUUCUGUAACCAACCUCUUACAGCCAAUCAAGAAGUAAAGAAGAGAAAAACGCCCGCCCGCUCCCAAUGCCUUCGCUCCGCUGCUCACCAACCGCAGAGCCGGCUGAGCCUGAGCCGCUGUCAUCUCUAACCCAGCUUAGCCGAUCGGUUGCCUCCGCCGCCGCCGCCAGAUUCCAGAUGAGAAGAACAAGAAGCUGAGAGACUAGACAUGGACGUGAAUUUCGCCCCGCUCCGCGCCUGGGACGAUUUCUUCCCUGGCUCUGACCGCUUCGCCAGGCCGGACUUCAGGGACAUUUCCAAAUGGAACAACCGCGUGGUGAGCAACCUGCUCUAUUAUCAGACCAACUACCUGGUGGUGGCUGCCAUGAUGAUUUCCGUUGUGGGGUUCCUGAGCCCCUUCAACAUGAUCCUUGGAGGCAUUGUAGUGGUGCUCGUGUUCACAGGGUUCGUGUGGGCAGCCCACAACAAAGACAUCCUCCGCCGGAUGAAGAAGCAGUAUCCCACGACAUUUGUUAUGGUGGUCAUGUUGGCUAGCUACUUCCUCAUAUCCAUGUUCGGGGGAGUCAUGGUCUUUGUGUUUGGCAUCACUUUUCCUUUGUUGCUGAUGUUCAUCCACGCGUCAUUGAGACUCCGGAACCUCAAGAACAAACUGGAGAAUAAAAUGGAGGGAAUAGGCUUGAAGAGGACACCGAUGGGCAUUGUCCUAGAUGCCCUAGAACAGCAGGAAGAAAACGUCUCCAAAAUCGCUGACUAUAUCAGCAAAGUGAAGGAGUAAAUACCGCUGACCUGCUGAUAGGGCUGUGGCGGACAUCAAGUUGCAGUUUGCCCUUAUCCAGACCUACUUCCCGUUUGUGUUCUCGAACUAGGAGGCGCCUGUACCAUCCACCUAUCUGGGGCAGCAUGCAUGUAUAGGCCCAACUGUUAACAUCUCUGAGGUUCCAGAGAGAAGCCCUCAGAACCUGCAAGAAAAUUGCCCUCCUAUUAUGCCUGAAGUUUCCAGUGUGUUUAUGCAAACAGAUAGGAAAUGGAUCACACUUAUUUCUGUAGAGAAAUAAAAGAAAAAGAAUUUUGCAUUGUAGAGCAACAGUACGGUUAGCUUGUGGGGAAAAAACUAAUUGUAAAGUAUCAAGGCAAUAUAAAUAAAUGAAAAAAAAAAACAAACCCAACUGUUAAAGUAGAUGUCACGCGUUAGCCUGUUUUGAUCCUGCUCCCACCCCCCCACCCCAGCAUCCUCCUCCAAAAAUAUUCCCUGGGACUAUAAUAUGUGAGUCUAAACUAGUUUAGCUUUUAAUUACUUUUCUUUUAAAAUCAAAGAUGAUCUGUAUCACUCUGCCGCCUGUUUGACAUGCAGUGGAAACUGGAUAAACCAGUUGUUUUUAUUUUGUUUACAAAUAUAAAGAGAGCUGUUUAGGAGAAUAUUUUGUCAAAUUUUUGUAAAUUUUUGAAAUGCUAGUAAUGCCUUUUCACUAGCAGGUAUUUUGUUGCAACCUAAAUGUCACCUUCUUUAAGGUUAUAGCUACAUAACCUAUAUUAUUCUUGACAGUCUUGUCAAAAAAAGCAAGUUUGU